AAUAGAUCAGGAAGAGACUGCUGUGAACUGAGAGGGACUCAGGUGGGGAGCUGCUUUGAGAGAGACCCAGAGAAAGCCAUGGACAGGAGGCCGGACAUGUCAGGGGUGGCUGCCGCCCCGGUGGGCAAUGACCACGUGAGGGAUCUCCAGAGUGAGGUGGAAGGAGUAAAGAACAUCAUGUCUCAGAAUGUGGAGCGAAUCCUGGCUCGAGGAGAGAACUUGGACCAACUAAGGAAUAAGACGGAGGACCUGGAGGCCAGCUCUGAACACUUUAAGACCACAUCCCAGAAGGUUGCCCGGAAAUACUGGUGGAAGAAUGCAAAGAUGAUCGCCAUCAUCUGUGUGAUUGUGGGAAUCAUUGUCCUCCUCAUCAUCCUCCUCGCCACUGGAGUCAUCCCCACAUAGACUGGUUUUCUGUUUCCACCUUCUUCCUCUUCACUCCCCCACUGAAGACUCACACAGACCUCACAUGGAUGAAUCCCCAAAGACUGGCCAAGAGAAAUUCUAAAUAUCAAUGUAUAAAUGGAGCCUCAAGCUGUCC
Molecule: messenger RNA, 541 nt
Organism: Nanorana parkeri
Lineage: Eukaryota; Metazoa; Chordata; Amphibia; Anura; Dicroglossidae
Gene: VAMP8
Product: vesicle associated membrane protein 8
Exons: 3
Coding region: 79-405 (108 amino acids)
Biological process (GO): vesicle-mediated transport; SNARE complex assembly; vesicle fusion
Cellular component (GO): plasma membrane; SNARE complex
Molecular function (GO): syntaxin binding; SNAP receptor activity
Source: RefSeq, a predicted model, not a curated record